Molecule: messenger RNA, 1023 nt
Organism: Penicillium egyptiacum
Lineage: Eukaryota; Fungi; Ascomycota; Eurotiomycetes; Eurotiales; Aspergillaceae
Source: the annotation of a GenBank genome assembly
AUGUCGCUUAUCUCCCUCCGGAAUCUGCGCACCCAGUGGUUCCCGCCCAAAGCGGCCUUCACUGAGAAAGAGCUGCCUUUGCAGAAGGGUCGGGUUUUCAUCGUGACAGGCGGCAAUGCCGGCGUCGGCUUUGAAUUAUGCAAGAUCCUGUAUGGCUCCGGUGCGACCAUUUACAUGGCAUCAAGAUCGGAGGCAAGCCCCUCGAACAAAUUCAGACUCAUGACCCCACCGGUUCAACCUGCGCCGAAGUCGCCCGGCAAGAUCAAGUUCCUCCAUCUUGACCUCAACGACUUGGAAUCAGUCAAGGGGGCGGCGACUAGCUUCGCACAACAAGAAUCAAGGCUCGAUGUCCUCUGGAAUAAUGCGGGAACUGGAGCGAACCUGGUGGAAGCCGGCGCUAAAACAGCCCAGGGAUUCGAGGCUAUGGUGGGGAUGCACUGUAUCGCGACUUUGCUAUUCACCGAGCUGCUGCGACCGCAGCUACGGGCGGCCGCAGCAGCGCCCGAGACACCUCGUGGAUCUGUCAGGGUAGUAUGGACAUCCAGCUUUUUGGCGGAGGGCGCCUCGCCGGCGAAUGGGAUUGAUUUCACCGUGUUAGAUAAGGGAACCAAAGAUCGCACUCGCAACUAUGCUGUCUCAAAGGUAGGAACCUGGAUGCUGGGACGGGAGUUGGCACGACGAUCCCAUCUCGACCAGGAAAACAUUGUGAGCGUGGUGCAGAAUCCAGGUAAUCUAAAUGCGGGCUCCUAUGCAGGGACUCCGGCGUUUGCCAUGUUUUUCAUUAGCCCCUUGCUUUAUGAGGCCAAGUUUGGGGCCUAUACUGAGCUAUACGCCGGUUUAUCAUCCGAGAUAACCCUUGAGAAGAAUGGCGCCUAUAUCAUUCCCUGGGGAAGGAUUCGACCGGAUAAGGAUUGUCCACGACGAGAUAUCGUCGCGGCGAUGACUUCGGCCGAGGACGGGGGACUUGGAUAUCCAACACGGUUUUGGGAGUGGUGUGAGCAGCAGUGGAAGCCUUUAGUGUAA